Molecule: messenger RNA, 1679 nt
Organism: Tribolium castaneum (red flour beetle)
Lineage: Eukaryota; Metazoa; Arthropoda; Insecta; Coleoptera; Tenebrionidae
Gene: alien
Product: alien
Exons: 8
Coding region: 176-1510 (444 amino acids)
Biological process (GO): protein deneddylation
Cellular component (GO): COP9 signalosome
Molecular function (GO): protein binding
Source: RefSeq, a predicted model, not a curated record
AUCUUCGCAAUAAUUUAGUUGUUAUAGCCCCAAAUAAUUGCCGACUCGGGUCCGCCACUGUCACCUGUCAGUGGUUUAAAAAACCGAAGCUGUCAGUUUGUCAGCGAAAAACUGGACAAAAACUAGUUUUAAACAUAAUUAAAAGUGAAAAACAUUGAACUGAAAAUCCGGGACCAUGUCUGAUGCUGAGGACGAUUUUAUGUGCGAAGAUGAGGAGGAUUAUGGCUUGGAAUAUUCAGAGGAUAGUAAUUCGGAACCGGACGUGGAUCUGGAAAAUCAGUACUAUAAUAGCAAAUCUUUGAAAGAAGAGGAGCCCAAAGCGGCGCUAGCUUCUUUCCAGAAAGUCCUGGACCUGGAAAGCGGCGAGAAAGGCGAGUGGGGCUUCAAAGCCCUCAAACAAAUGAUCAAAAUUAAUUUUAAACUGGGUAAUUUUGAAGAAAUGAUGACGCGCUACAAGCAAUUACUGACUUACAUUAAAAGUGCAGUCACUAGAAACCACAGCGAGAAAUCAAUCAACUCAAUCUUAGACUACAUCUCAACGUCGAAAAACAUGGAACUGCUGCAAAACUUUUACGAAACCACUCUCGAGGCGCUUAAAGACGCGAAAAACGACCGAUUAUGGUUUAAAACUAACACGAAAUUAGGGAAACUUUACUACGACCGCGGCGACUUCAACAAACUUGCUAAAAUUUUGAAACAGUUACACCAGUCUUGCCAGACCGACGACGGUGAAGACGACUUGAAAAAGGGCACACAGCUGCUGGAAAUCUACGCUCUGGAGAUCCAAAUGUACACAGCGCAGAAGAACAACAAAAAACUCAAAACAUUGUACGAGCAGUCGCUCCACAUUAAAUCAGCAAUACCUCACCCACUUAUCAUGGGCGUGAUUCGAGAAUGCGGCGGCAAGAUGCAUCUGCGCGAGGACGAGUUCGAAAAAGCCCACACUGACUUCUUUGAAGCUUUCAAAAAUUACGACGAGUCGGGCAGCCCCCGGAGAACCACGUGUCUCAAAUAUCUAGUGCUUGCAAACAUGCUGAUGAAAUCAGGGAUUAACCCGUUUGACUCUCAGGAAGCUAAACCGUACAAAAAUGAUCCCGAAAUUCUCGCAAUGACGAAUUUAGUAAAUGCUUACCAAACCAAUGAUAUUAACGAGUUUGAGUCAAUCCUGAAGCAGAACCGGCAGAAUAUUAUGGACGAUCCGUUCAUUAGGGAACAUAUUGAAGAUUUGUUGCGCAACAUCCGGACCCAAGUUUUGAUCAAGUUAAUUAAGCCCUACACUCGGAUUCAGAUCCCGUUUAUUUCAACCGAGUUAAACAUUGAUGUAUCGGAAGUAGAAAAUCUCUUAGUUUCAUGCAUCUUAGAUAAUACGAUUGAAGGAAGAAUAGAUCAGGUCAAUCAAGUGUUGUUCCUAGAGCGGGCUGCGGUGAACAUGGCGCGGUACAACGCUCUGGACCGAUGGACUAACCAGUUGAACACCCUCCACUUGUCAAUAAUCAACAAAAUGGCUUAACAUUUUGAUUAUUUUUUCCUACUAACAGUGAUUAAGUCCGCGAAAAUGUGAUACGUUUACAUGUUAACUAGUAGUAUCACUAAACAUAUUUAUUUUAACAUUAGUUAGGAAAUUCGUUACUUUCUGUUCAGAUGUAUUGCUCUAACCCGUAAUAAAGUUUCAUUUCAAA